Molecule: messenger RNA, 234 nt
Organism: Recurvomyces mirabilis
Lineage: Eukaryota; Fungi; Ascomycota; Dothideomycetes; Mycosphaerellales; Teratosphaeriaceae
Exons: 2
Coding region: 1-234 (77 amino acids)
Source: RefSeq, a predicted model, not a curated record
AUGCAGCCAAGCAACCGUAUCGCCGAAUUUCUCUACCAGCAUAGAGACAUGCUUGGUCAUAAAGUCCUGGAAUCUGUCACUAUAGUUAGCUUAGAGCAUCAAGAUACGCACCAGUACCCGACGCUGAUCUGGAAGGUCAUCGACUGGUCGCAAGAAGCUGAGGAUGCCAGACAGGCCACUAUUUUCACCCCAGUAGAACCGGCACUUCCAGAGCAGCAUGCUGGAGCGCAGUAG